Messenger RNA from Passer domesticus (house sparrow), 3322 nucleotides. Its product is annotated as leucine-zipper-like transcriptional regulator 1. Gene Ontology annotation, cellular component: cytoplasm; Golgi apparatus. The record is from RefSeq and is a predicted model, not a curated record. Gene Ontology annotation, molecular function: protein binding. The coding region runs from base 677 to 2005 and encodes 442 amino acids. NCBI's taxonomy places the organism in Eukaryota, Metazoa, Chordata, Aves, Passeriformes, Passeridae. The transcript has 8 exons.
CCCCGGCGGCGCCGCGCAGGCUCCGGGCAGCGGCCGCGUCUCCGCCCGCCCCGGGCCCGCCGCCCGCGGCUGCGAGGGGAGGGUGAGGCCGGGGAUCUCCGUGCUGCCCCGCUGGGCUCAGUGCCUGGGGCGGACCUGAGGGGCGGCAGCGGGCGCGGCCAGGCUCGCUGCACCCCUGCCACAUGCCGGCUGACGAGACUCUUUUUCCUUUUCUUUUCCUUGCCCCCUCUCGCUGAGGCCUGCCCGCCAGCGGGGGCACCUGCGGCAGGCAGAGGCAGCCCGGGGCCCGCCGAGGAGCAGCGCCCGGGCUCCGGGGGCAGGAGCGCGCUGCGGGCCCUGAGCAGCGCUCCCGCACGGCCAGCAGCGCAGGGAGCACCGGCACAGCCUGGCCGGGCACACCGCCGGACUGCUGGACAGCGAGCGGGGCUGGGGGCAGCCGUGCACAAAGUCGCUUUCACUCAAAGGUACGAAAAGAAACAAAGCGCAUGAAAGGAAGGAAGGAAGGAAGCGCUGUCAGCGCUCAGCAGCCGGGAGACCGCUGGGGACAGGGACCUGCCGCUUCCGCGAUGCUGCGCAGGAGGUCUGCGACCAAACUGUCCCUGAUACUCUGGGAGCCUCCUCUGACAUGGCAGAGCCCUUUGCAAGUUGAUCUUUGGAUGAGAUCCUGGUUAUCAGCAUGCAGGGAAGAGCUGCCCGCGGUGCGCGGGGAGCGGCCGAGGCGCAGCGUCCCUGUGACCGCUACAAGCACGCCUGUGCUGUCUGCAGAGGCUGCCUUUAUCUCUACGGAGGGCACGGCAGCACCACGCUGAGGGACUUCUGGAGAUACCACACAGUGAAAAAUGAAUGGGAAAUGUUGGAAUGCUCAAGAGAUGGUCCAGAAGAACUGGAAGAACAUACAAUGGUGGCUUAUAAGGGCAGCCUGUAUAUUUUUGGUGGGAUGGUGGAUUCUGCUUUCACACAAGCAAAAACUCCUCUCUGGAUAUAUGACAUUGAUUCCGCAAGAUGGACAGAGAGCUGCAACGAACCAGCAGAGACGGAGAGCUCUGCACCAGCCAACAGAAAAGGUCACAGUGCAGUCGUGUACCAUUCCAGCAUGUAUAUCUAUGGGGGAUACUUUGGCAUCAAAGGCAUUUCUCAGGAGUUUUGGGAAUUCCAUUUUGAUACAGGGAAGUGGCUGUGUGUCUGCAGCCCCUGCCACAGCAGUGGUCCCGGAGCGCGGCACGGCCACUCGGCAGUGGUUUAUCGCACAGCCAUGUACCUCUUUGGGGGGCUGGUGGGGCUCACUGAACAGAGGGACUUGUGGAGGUGGGACUUCGGAAGCAGCAGCUGGUCCAGCAUCAGAACAAGCCAAGGACCUCCUCCCGUGGUAGGUCAUGCUUCAAUAGUCUGCAAAGACUCUAUGCUGAUUUUUGGUGGAGGGAUUUCAAACUCCAGCCCUAAUGAUGACCUCUGGAAGUAUCAUUUCAUUACGCAGACAUGGAAGAAGCUUAGUAGUACUACAAAGGGAAACUUUUCUCCUAAAAUGUAUCACUGCAUCUUAGGAAUUGGUGCGGAUUUCCAAACUACCUCAGACUUCACUGAUACAUUCCCCAGUCACUGCAAGAGUGAGCAGAAGGGCCAUCCCCAGCUGGUGCCCAUGCUGAGGCACUCUGGCUUUUGCAGCUUCUUCCGCCCACAGCCCACGGAGCGCAGCAACGUCAUCGAAAUGAAAACCUUCAGCCUGCCCCUGGAGCCAGCAGAAUUCCCUGCCUUCCAGACCACUUCAGAGGCAGGACUAGGCCCAAACAGAGACUGUUUGUCCAAGGACAAGUCUCUCCAUCUGUUGGCCUGUUCAGGAGAGGCUUCUGCUGCUGCUCAGGCUGUGGGUGAAGAGAGACCUGACUGUGGGUGUGUGGCCACAGAGGGUGGGAUCAGCAGGACCAACACACUGCUGCUCAUCGGGGGCAAACCUUUGUCCAGCUUCUCUGAGAUCUCCUUCAGGCAAAUGGAGUUUGAUUGCUUGUGAUUGCUUUGCUUGCAAAGUGAAGGAAUAAAUUUCCACCACCGUGGCAGUAGGUGGAAAACCAACUGCUUGCAACUGUCUUCAGCUUCCUAUCAGCACGCUGGGGAAAAAAAUAAUUAAACCUUCUCAUACUUGCUGCGAACAGAUUUUUUACAAUGUUAACAAAACCCGACAUAUAUUUAAGUCACAACUUGCAUGUAAGUUGUGAUUUCUGAGAGGAGCUUGUUGGAAUGCUGCUCUUUUUGUUACUUUUUUCCUGGUCACUUCAUACCCUUUCAAAUUGCAAUGGCCAAUGCUGCCUUGAAAAUCAGAACUGCACUAACCCACACUGGCUCCACAAAAUGUCUUUUCAGGGGCAAAGCUUGCUUGUUUUGCACUGGCGUAAGAGAGAAAUACAGUCACAUUUGAGGAAUUCAAUUAGUCUUAACAGGAAUGUUCUCUAAGAUUUUAAAUUCUUGAGUGUUCUUUGCACAAUAUAUUUGCAACAUGAGAUGGCCUAUGACAAAGGAACCCAACAGACAAAUCAGCAACUGAAUUCUAGCAGAUAUUCAAGUAUUGAGGAAGUGAAACAAUGAAUGCCCCCUGGAAAUCAUCAGCAAGGACCAGAGGAAGGGCAUUAUACCUGUGAGAACAAAGGAUAUGCCAAAUGAGUGUUGGCUUUAAUGACUGAACACAGAAUCAAAAGGGUUUGAUUUCCCACAGCAGGGUGGGGAGGGAACAGAAAGAGGAGGGCUUGACAGAAUGUCACAAAACAUGGGCUGUUUUUACUGGUAACUCAUGUUUUAGCCCUAAAGAGAUUUCUGCUUUUCCAACCCCAUCUCUCUUUUAUCACCCUAUACAGUACUUGUUACACAUUUCCCCUCGGUAGUAACAAGUUCUGAGUUCAUAUAUGGUUUUUCUUUGCUGAAAAGAAAAAGUGCCUGUUUUGCAAGGUAAUAUUGUCCAGUGUUCAAAGCAUUUAUUUCCAUAGAAGUUACUAACUACUGGCCUUCUGACAGAACAGCAGCUGUCUGUAAGAGCUGCUGGUAUCUGAAAUUACCUGGAACUGUAAGUUAAUACUACCAAAUAUUUGAGAGGUUCACUUUUGAAAAGUUUCAUAGGAAUAAUGACUUUCAAGUAAUUUACAGAUUUCAAAAAUAUUUAGAGAUACUUUCAUCAUUUCUUCACAAGUAACUGUCACAUGAAUUCAAUAAGAAAAUUAUGGAUGAAUUUGCAAAAGCUACCUAAGUUAUUUGGACCAUCCAUGACCCUUACCUGGAAACAGAGAGGAUUGUACACUGCCAUGUGAAUAAAGCCUGCUCCUAUUACUGUGUGCUCAUA